Brassica oleracea var. oleracea is the source of this 2184-nucleotide messenger RNA. RefSeq lists its product as uncharacterized. Lineage: Eukaryota; Viridiplantae; Streptophyta; Magnoliopsida; Brassicales; Brassicaceae. The coding region runs from base 1 to 2184 and encodes 727 amino acids. The transcript is spliced from 3 exons. The record is from RefSeq and is a predicted model, not a curated record.
AUGGCAAAAACCAACGGUGGUGAGCUUAAGAGUACCAAUGAGAGUACGCUUCCUUGGAUGGCGAAAGGUAGCAAAAGUUCAACAAGGCGUGACGAGAAAGCAAUUGUACGAGUUGCAGACUCAGAUGUUGAGAACAAAGACAAGAGUUCAUCAGGCACAAUAGCAAAUGAGUCAGAGCCUGGAAAGUUUCUAGGUCAGCAUGUGGCAGAAAGAGUAAGGCGUGUUCCUUCGAAGAAGCGGGGAAUGAUGGUUGCCUCCCCGUCACCAAGAAAGUCAUGUAGUCGACGUGGAAUCUCAGAACAUCGGCCGGAGAUCAACCAUGUUUGGAAGUUAAACCCAAAGAAUGAUAGCAGUGGUCCUGACUUUUCUGGUAUUGCGUUACUUGCGGAUGCUGCGUGUAAUUUGAGCAAUGAUCUUGCACCAGCUGUUGACCGUCUGCCUGCUGAAGAACCUGUUGUUCAGCAGCAAGAUGGCUCGACCAUAUUGCCUCAUGCGGUUGGUUCCACAGAUCAGGUGGGGCAAGGCAAAACGGAUAAUGCAGCUCCUGAAAAAUCUUCGUUUGAUUUGGCUGAUGAGAAGGGCAUAGCGAGCGUAGGAGGGAUGAUAAUAGCUACUAAGGGAGCAAGUGAAAGUGAAAAUUUAGCACCUGAUAGUGGAGUUGUCAUAAAGUCAGAUAAAUCAUCGGUCAGUGAACCUACUGAGAAAAAGAAUUUAAGGUUACACUGGGACUUAAAUGUUUCUAUGGAUGCUUGGGGUCCACCUUGUGAUGUAGAAGAUGAUUCCUCUGAAAAAGAUGUGAAGGGAGCAAUCACAAAUCCAAUGCCCCCUACAGAGAGGGAACCUAUUGAUGGUAGUAAGGACCAUCUAGAUGGGUUUGUUGCAUCAGCUGGGCAAGAAAAGUUUUCAUUACCAUGUGGUCCUAAGGCUGAAGCAGCUGCUAGAAAUGGAAAUAAGUUCAAAUCCGGUUAUAAUUCCCCGCUUGAGGAUGGAGAAUUAAGGGAGCCAUACCUUAGGGAGAAAAAUAAGGUUGAAGAUGAAGGAUUCUACUCUAUGGCUGAAAGUAAUGACAACAAGAUGAAGGAUUUUGGUAAGGGAAUCUUGGCAGAGACUAAGUUGGGACCAUUAGAGCGUAAAUCUCAUGAUGCAUUGAGAAUUGGAGAGGCUCAAGACAGAAGGGACGUAGAGAAGAAUGAUGUGGCUCGCAUGAAUGAUUUGCAUCUUAAGAAGCAGAAGCGGUCUUCUUCUUCAAGGAGGUUUGUGCCGAAACCAUUUAAGGAGUUGCCUUCGCAUGAUGGCAUCCCGAGGACAAGAUCUGAUGAUAAUGAAGAGUUGAGCAUGGCUCCAUAUAAGUGUUUUGGGAGACAUGACAGGAGUUCUGGUAGAGGAUACUUUACUGGUAGAGGAUAUUUUAGUGGUUCGGGUUCCAGACCUCCCUAUGUUCUCGAGCCUCCACACCCUGAAAAUCUAGGUAUGAUGGGCCGCUUUGAUCAAUCAGGAUCAGGGUCCGGACAAGGAUCACAACCUGAUGGUUAUGUACGUAAGCGUUUCUCAAAUGGGGGAUACCGCGGUGGUCGGUUUAGAAGGUCUUCAAAUGGUGGGGAUCGUGUAUUGAGAGGCAGGCACGGUGAUAACAACCAGUUUUAUGGUCGGAUGCACAACUGGAUGAGUGGUAAUAGGAGAGGAAGAGGUAACUCUCCGGUCUUUAGGAGAUCUAGAAGUCGUUCUCCAGUCCCGUGGAACGGUGGAGAUAGAUUAUCUCAUCCUCAUGAUGGGUUUAGAGCCGAGGAGAGGAUGAUGGAGAGCGUGAGGUUUCCUUUCCAGGAACGGUUUCUUGAAGAUCAAGAAAUAGGUUUCAUGUCACCUCCAAGAAACAGAAUGCCGCCGCCGAGAUUCGAUGAAAGGAGGAGCCAUGAUUCUGGAACUAAUCGUAAUAGCUUCAGGGGAAGGAGGUUUGGGCUUGGCCAAAGACAUGAUGCUGGAAGAUCUUUGAGAAGACUGAAUUCUGAUAACAGCAACAACUUUAUACCUUUCAGACGCCAAAGAAGAUUUGAUGAUAUGGAAGAUAGCACUGGCGCAAACAAGUUUAAGAUGAGGCAGCAGCAAACUAGGCGGGCUGACAUCACGGAAGAUGGCGGUGAUGAUGUCGCCGGUUCAGGUUUCGCAAAAGAGAGUCGGUGGGUUUAG